AUGUCGUCAAAAAACAUACCAGCUGAUAAGGUUAUUCUUUUCAGAUUUAGGAAAAAUUUUCCUGUAUCAAAGGAAAUUUUCCUCGAUAUUCUUAAUGAGAUUGAGCCAAAGUUUCCGCCUGUAAGGGUAAAAGGACUAACGCCAAAAGAAGUGCUGGCUGCUACGCUGCGGUUUCUUGCGGAGGGGAGUUACCAAAAUGGAACCGGGAAAGAUUUCAAUAUAGCAAUAGCUCAACCAACAUUCUCCGUGGCAUUAACCAGGUGUUUAAAUAUUUUGGAAGAAACGUUGGCGCCCAAAUACAUUUCAUUAUCAAUGGAACUAAAUGAGCAGCAAGAUUGCACAGUUCCAAGCAUUUGUCUAAGGAAAUUGCAUUUGUGUCCUCACAAUCUAAACAUAAAGCAUAGCUAA
This is a messenger RNA of Anopheles maculipalpis, 408 nucleotides long. RefSeq lists its product as uncharacterized. Lineage: Eukaryota; Metazoa; Arthropoda; Insecta; Diptera; Culicidae. The transcript is spliced from 3 exons. The record is from RefSeq and is a predicted model, not a curated record. Bases 1 to 408 code for a protein of 135 amino acids.